Schistosoma guineensis is the source of this 6322-nucleotide messenger RNA. The record is from the annotation of a GenBank genome assembly. Lineage: Eukaryota; Metazoa; Platyhelminthes; Trematoda; Strigeidida; Schistosomatidae.
AUAUUAGGCGACAUUUCAAAGGGUUUUCUUCUUGGUUUAUGUCUAAUUGGUUGGUCAAGCAUUGGAUCACUUAAGCCGGUUGUAGUCCAGUUCAUAUGUGGGCUGUCCAGUGGAUAUGAGAAUACCGACGGCACAAAGAAUAUAUCGGAAUAGUAAUCAAUGCUUCUACUAUGACUACUCGAAAUUCACUUCUGCCAAGGCUGAAUUUUUUAAACGAAAACAAGAUCGACAGGGCUUUUUACAUGUUGAAAGUUACAGAAAAGAAGUUUUUCCGACUUUUAGAUUUGUGGAAUUAUACCAUGGCAGACUAAGCACUUCUGUUGCUGUUUUCAUUCCACCAAAUCGCUACACUACACAACCGUUUUCCCAGAUAUCAGAGCCAAAUGAAUGUUCCACAUAUAAACGUUAUGUGCUGUUAUUGGGUUUGGCAGCUGGAUUAGUUAGUCUUGGGUCGCUUUGGUUAUACAACUUAUUUGAGUGGUGUUCAGGUUUACAAACUUUUGAAUAUCUGAAAAAGACACACCAGGUGUUCAGUCCAGAUGAAUCAGAAAACAAAAGACAAUUUUCAACUGGGCAUGACGACGACUUUGAUUUCAAACAAAGGAGUUCCAAUUAUUCAAAAAAGGUGGAAAGUAUAGUAGAUACACAAGUAGAUAUCGACCAGUAUUUCGAUUUGCACUAUAUCCAUUACGAUCGUAAACUUCCUUCGAAGUCUGAAGAAAUAUUUCCUAGAAAAUGUGUCACAAGCACUGACAUCGUUAUCACGAAUAACGCCGAUCAUGGGGUCCGGUCACAUUUAUUAUGGACUAGUGGAUCCAUGAAUUGUCCUCAUUAUGGUUCAGGCUCAUAUAAGAUCUGUACUAUUUGUUGGCUAAAUAUGCCUGACUGCUGGCUUCAUGGUCCAACAUGGAGUUCUCUGAAUUGUCAAUUUAGUUCAAAUCAAUUAUGGAGAAACACUAACCUUUUAGGACUUCUCGUAUGCUUGCAGUUAAUAUACAGAGCAAUUUAUUUAGCUUGUAGUAGUGUAACGAAACAAUCUAACUCUACACAGACUAGCCCUAUAUCUACACCGAAUUUAAUAAACAGUGAGUAUUCGGAUUGUUUACAUCAGUUGUCGAAUACUCCUUUUAAAUUUGAUAGUGAGUCUAUUACAGCUCAUACACCUUUAGUAACAUCCACUGUCAACAUGACCCCGAUUUCUAACUGUCCACUCUUAGAGCAUAGUAAGAUAGGGUUCAAUCCUUCAAAAUCAGAUCAAUCCAAUUACUUGCUUCAAUCAAAAUUAAUGAGCUCAUUCGACAUAAAUUUAAAUAAAACCAGUUUAUGUGAUAAUCAACAAAAUAACAAUGUAAAAUCUCUUUCCACAUCUAUUGAUAACGUGUUAUUUCCAAGUAUGAAAAAUGAGAGCACUGAUCAAACGUCUAUGAAUAUUAAAUCAUCUGAUAAAGAUUUUAUAGUAGAUCCUAUUGCCACUAUAUCUACAGAUCAGUUAUUGUCAAAAGUUAUCGAAAUCCUUAAUCCUAAACAAGUUGAUUGGUUAAACAACUCACCAGUUGGAACAUCAUCAUCACGAUCAUUAAUUCAUCGUGUACAUAGUGAUGCUGUGUUAGAUAGAAAAAUGAGUAAAUCUUGUAAAUAUUUGGCGAAGGAAAAUGAUUAUACUACUCGGACUACUACCAAUCCACCUAUAUAUCAUCGUUCACGUUUUCAUUCCAGUUCAAAUUCAUCUACUUUGUCAUGUUUAAAUAUUGAUGAUAAUGAAGGUUUUGAGUACGAUGAUAUUAUUUCUAUCUAUGCAACUAAAGAUGAAGUAAUGAGAAACAUUAACAAAAAUCAAAUGACUAUAAAACAUAUUCAUGGUGAUAACAAUGAUGAAGAUGACGGUGAUGGUGUUCUCAUUGAUGAGAACAAUGAAGAUAUAGACGACAAUAUUCUUCGACAACUCGACACAUUAUCUUCUCUUCUUAACAAUAAGUCUGAUAAUUUCUUCCAAGGUCAAUCAAGUGAAAUUUCAUCAGAUUUAAACAAAAGUACAUACAUUGCAAAUGCACCUGAUGACGUAUUAAUAUCAUUCUCAUCACCGUCAUCGUCACCGGGAAUUAAUAAAAAUCCUAAUAAUUUAUUACCUAGUAGUAAUUCCGAUGCAAUAAAAUUCACUGAUCUUACACAAAAAACUGUUGUACUCACAGAUGAAUUAAACAAACUAGGUGUUACACUUGAUCGUUUAUUGUAUAAACUACAAGCUAAUCAAAUUCAGUUGGAUCAAGCUGAAGAUAAUUUAGAUUAUAUGUGGUAUUUAAGAGAUAAUUUAGAUAAUAAUUUUUCGUCAAACACAUCUGAUUGUUGUUCUGAGUUUGGUUUAAGUGAUGUCGAAGCAGAAGCUUUACUAAAUGAUGAUGGUGAUGUUGAUUUAGAUGAAAAUGGCAGUGAUGAUGAUGAAUAUAAAGGGACGGAUGAUGAUUAUUGGUCAUCACAUGGUAGAAUGACACAAUCAUCUACUCAUCCAAAUGAUUACUGUCCUAUCCGUGGUAUUUCUGGUUAUUUGUUCAGUUCACAUGGAACACUUGAUAGUUCUCAUUAUUCUAACUUAAAAAUCCCAAGUGAUAUUUGUAAUCAUUCAUCAAAUUUGGAUUCAGGGUUAGAACAAUCAGUUAUGACAUGUUCUGAAUCAUAUGCACAGAUGUUCUCACCAAUGCCAGAAAAACAUUCAGAAAAUUCUCUUGAUCAUCACUUUUUAUAUAAUAGAUAUUUAUCAAAUUCUCAAGUCUUUAAGAAUUACUCACAUUCACUUCCAAAGUAUUCACGUUUUAAAAAACGAUGUAGUUAUAGUCAAAAGAAACGAAUGUGUAAUAGUGAGAGUAAUCGUUUUUCUACAAAUGUUCUUCCUGAUUCUGAUGGUUUUCUACAUCCAGGUGGGUUCUUGAAUUAUAGUUUAUUUUAUUCGGGAUUGGUGUAGAUGAGAGUUUAAAGUUGUUCAGACAUAUAACUUUGAACCAAAAAGUUGUUGACAUAUCACUUAUUCUACCUUCGUUCUAAAUAAGUAGUAUUUAUUAUUGUUUUUUUAUAUUAACCAGUUUGCCUUGUACAAAGUCUUGUACUUGUUUGUAAGCCAUAUUAGGUGUGAAGACUAGUGAUUAUAUCCGAUUGCCCGAACCGAAGUAGAUGGAAGGUUAUUCGAAUUUGCGAUUUAGUGGCUGAAAGUCUAGUGCUUUAUAACCGCUAAGCUACCCCUCAUUGACCUGUUUUAUUUAGAAUUGCUAGCAUAUGAAUCUGUAUGUAAUGUUUAGUUUCGCUUAUUUAUUAAACUUUAUAGAGCGUUUCUGUUGCGUUCGUUGUUUUUUUAUUCAGCCGAACCAAAAAAUUCUCUCAACGACUAAUUAUACGAACUUACUAAGCAUUAUUAAUCUCUCGUGUCUUGUCAGCGCAAUAACUUUUGUUUUUCAUAUCUAGCCUUCAAUCAUCUAACUGUAGGCUUGAUUUUAUUUACAUCUGUUUUGACCUCUUAGCUAGUAUAGGUUGUCUACUUAUAAAUUUAAAUAACACUUGGCCUCUUAUGCUUAAAUAUUAGAUCAUAUACUUGUCAUUAAGAAACUAUCUCUUCACUUUACCCAGUUCACUUUAAUUAUAAUUGUGGUUUUCACCAUAAAGCUUUAAAGUAAAUUAUCUCUCUUUAAUCAAUUUAAUGAUAAAUGUUUUGUUAAUCUGGCUACUUAGAUUAAUAAGUAAAAUUAAACUUGUUGACAUAAAACUGGAGUUUGUUUUCAUUCGCAAAGAAUAAAUAACUAUUUAUUUCUUCUACUUUGCUACCAAAUGUUUUCCUUCCUCUAUAUUUAAUCAACAUGCGCUUCAUUUUAUUAUUGUAUUUCCUUCGAUUACAGCGUGUGAUUAAACCACAUGAUACUUUAAUUAUCUUAGGAAUACGUUCCCUUUUCAUUACCGUUCAUUUAAUGUCAAUCACUAGUGGAAACAUUAAAGCAUUAGUUUUGUACUAGUGAAUACUUACAGUGAUUUAUGAUCGAGAUCAACAUGAUUUAUGUGUAACUAAUUAUUCAGGUAUCUAAGCCUUCAACUUUCAGCUAUGGGUUUGUGGGUUGAAACCCCUUAACUAUAUAGUUAUAACGUUAUCGAGAUUCGUGCAACAUAGCCUAAGUGAUGUUAUUUUUAGGUUGGUGUAUUUACUGUUUCAUCUCAGAACUGUUAUGAUUAUUUUUUAAAAGUGUAGCCAAUGAAUAAAUUUUUAUGUCAAAAAUCUUAUUCUAGUUAAUGUGAUCGAUUCACGAAAUAUUUUAGUUUCUUCUAAAACUUUAUGACAUUAGAGUGAAAACUAUUAGCAACUGAGUAUUUGAAGUUCCAUAAAUGUUAAAUACUUAAGGCAUUAACGCAAAAUUGAGUGUUUGGUCCAUUGUGUUAUAAAUUUUGUCUGAAUAACCCCCAAAUACCCUAGUACGAAUGAGGGUGGGGAGAAUUCGCUCUUCUUCUUGAAAUACUUUAAUGUGACCAUAUAUAUAUAUAUAUAUAUAUAUAUACAUAAUGCCAUUGAAGUCCUACUCACUGCCUUCUCUCGGCAUGGGUGUCGUUUACGAACUUGAGAGGAUGAGAAGCUAAUGUCCGGCGCUUCAACUGUGUUGGAGGGUAUGGAAGAUCCAUCUAAGGGAGUUGGAAAACCUUUAUCCCAGACCAAUGGUGCACAUGAACUCCUGGAUUUUGAUGGAACAAGUGGCGUAUGAACCUACCGUUGGUCUUCGGCUACCAUGAAACGAUGUCUUUUCGCCAUCUAUACCUACGCUCUGGUAGAUUUCGGCCCGGAAUUGAUCAACGAUGAGUUUUACCACUAUUCUAUAUAAAGUGCGUUCGACAGACAUUCUGUAAAAGGUUGGAUCUACAACGCAUCGGUCAGAGCAGUUUUGCUAUAUCCUUGUGGAACAUAACUUCUUCGUGUCGAGGAUGUUGGACGACUGUGUUUAAUCGUCGUUUUCUUUGACAGAUUGCUGAUAUCCAGUGGCCACACCAUGUUAAUAAUGCAGAGUUUCAAACACAUGUGUUCGGGGUCGGGGACGAUGACUCAACUGAUGUUAUCAUCUCAAAACACUGACUUCGGUGACUUGGAUAUAUCCUUUAAAUGUCAUCCCAGAGAAUUACAUGUCAUGCUUCAUUUGCCGACACUGGAUCUGGUUGGAAAAAGUGGGGAGGUGGUCAGUGCAUGAUAUGGUACGAAAGAAAGCUAUUUAGGACUGGCUUCUCCUGGUUCUUCACAACUCCCUCGUUUGGGUGCUAGAGAUGGUGCAACACAGUGGUUAAAGACGUUAUCAGAUAUUGGAUUAGGAUAGAAGCCAAUUUCGAUCCUGCUAUAACUUUUACUUUCUUCAUAAAAAUGAACGUAACUGCUUUAAUUGAAAGAAUGCUUUCUGGUUAUAUUUUCGCUAACUGAACUGCCUCGCCUAUUAUUAUUAUUUAUUAUUUAUUUGAACACAUAAAUAUUGGUACAAGGGGGCACCAAAUAUAUAUGCGCCACACAAAACAGUGAGAAUGGGAAGAGAAAAAGAAGGUAAGGUGAGUAUGAGAAUAAAAAGAAAAAAGGACAAUAACGACCACAGAUUAGUGUAAGGUAGUGUAGUAAUAAUAAUAAUGGGGAAACGGAAAGGUACAAUCAGAAGAAUUCUUUCAGUUAAGAAAGAUACAACCACUUUUUAAGAAGAAAGUAAGAGAAGGUUACAGCAGGAUCGCCACUGGCUUCUAUUCUGAGCCAUAUCUGAUAACAUCUCUAGCCGCUAUGUCGCAACAUCUCUCGGACCGCAGCCAGGGAGUCGUGAAGGACCAACACAAGCCAGUCCUUUGCAGUUUUCUUUCAUAUGACGACACCAUGUCAUACAGGGACCACCUCUUCGCUUUUUCCGACCAGUCCCAGCGUCGGCAAAUAAUGCACGACGUGGAAUUCUCUGAGACGACAUUCGUAGAACAUGUCGAAGCCACCGAAGUCGAUGUUUCAAGAUGGUGACACCAAUCGGAUUAUCGUCUCUGUGCCCAAACACACGAUGACGAACCUCUGCAUUACUAACAUGGUGUUGCCACUGGAUGUCAGCAAUCCUUCGGAGACAGCGAUGAUCGAACACAGAGAUUCAUCUAACGUCCUCAACUCGGAGAGGCCAGGUUUCACAAACAUGGAGCAUGGUGAGAUCGGGCAACCCUGUGUAACCCCACUGCUUGAAUGGAACAAUGGAGAAAGGUGAUUAUAUGCCCUCACUCAACCUGAGGUGUUUGUGUAUAGAACCCUUUAAGAUGUUAAUGAACUUCUCAGGCACACUCUUCUUCAAUAAACAAUCCC